UGGUUACUACAAGCAAUUGUUGGAGCAGUACAAGCAAUAAAUUCAAGAGCCUACUACUAUUGAGAAAUGCAACCUGCGUAUGUUCUGGGGUAGAAUUAAUUUACAUUCAAGCAUCUAUUUGCAACCUAUAUUCAUUCAAUACAUUAAGCAAUUACAUCGAUUUGCAAUUUGGAGGAGAAUUGGGUUUAACACUAAUUCACGAAGGGGUAUUUUGUUCAUUUACUUUGGAAAUGAGCGGCAGAAGCACAAACAGACCGUGGGUAGACAUAUCCUUUGAACGGAUAAAAUAAUAAUUUUGGAGGGUGCGUGAGAGGGAUGGAGGGUGGAAUAAGAAAAUCUCCGAAUUCUACUAUCAUUAAAAUUUGAGAUAAAAAGCCCAAUCUAUUUUUUCAAAAAUAAAAAAAACCGCUACCGCUUCUUACAGCAGAAACAAGUUUGAAUGCACUGAACUCAUUUCGCCGGGAAAAAAAAAAAAAAAAGCUCGUCGGAAAACGCAGCCGGAGUUAGUUUCCGGCAGCCAGAAACAGUGAGAAAUUCCAGGUUGCUACAUUAUUGCUUGAAUUCAUCACUACAAAGGAAGAUUUCAAUUAAAUUUUUAGAGAAUGGAGAAAAGUGUUGCAAUUGGUUCCAAUGAUGCAUCAUCUUCAUCAACAACAACUGCUACUGCAAUUGGAUCUAGGUUCUCCACUCUGAACAAGUCCUUCAAGUUUGCUAUUCGUUCUUUGCUAACUUCAUGUUCAAAGGAGGAAUUUGUUGAAGCAUUCUCAAGUUUUACCAAUGCUGAAAAAGAUUAUCUUCAUCGCCUAUUUCUUCAGGUCAUCACUUCUCUGCAUGAAGACCUCGAGGAAGACUUUGAGGCAAUCUGUCUCAAAACAAAGGUGGGAACCACUCUUGAUGCUGUUGAGGAAAUUGUGGAAGAACAAGAUCUGGAUCUUUUGUUUUCAAACAGGAGUAACAUAGUAGAUGUUGCUGAGAAUCUGUCUGCAGCAAAGAAGAACGAAAUUCAGACCUUAAUGCACAUGGUGCAAUCGGGAGAGGAACAUAAUCGAAGGCUCCGCAACCAGCUGCAACUCCUUAAAGAAGGCAGUCAAGUCUUGUCUGAUGCUUCACAUGCUAUUGAGAAGCAGAUCAGAAGCAUAAAUUUAAACUAUGGGGCCAACAGUAGUGAUGAGAUGCAUGAUGAUGUAUAACAUUUCUAGCACACGCUGUCCUGUAAAUUCACCAAGUUUCAUCCACUGUAGGAUCAUCUCUUUAAUGUUGUUGCAAUGCUGAAGAUUCAAAUAUUCUCCAGGCAAUCUUAGCAAAUAAUUGUCUUUGUAUAGUAUCAUUAUUAGGGCUUAAACUCUUUGCUACUCCUUUGCGUUACUCUAUUUCGACUUCAUAGAUAAUGAGUAGUUCAAAUGUGAAAAACAUUUACAAACCUUUACUUGUUGUAAGUAAUUUUUAUGAUUAUCAAUUAUAUUGGGAUUUAA
Molecule: messenger RNA, 1472 nt
Organism: Medicago truncatula (barrel medic)
Lineage: Eukaryota; Viridiplantae; Streptophyta; Magnoliopsida; Fabales; Fabaceae
Exons: 9
Coding region: 603-1190 (195 amino acids)
Biological process (GO): chromosome segregation
Cellular component (GO): MIS12/MIND type complex
Source: RefSeq, a predicted model, not a curated record